Molecule: messenger RNA, 1065 nt
Organism: Fusarium proliferatum ET1
Lineage: Eukaryota; Fungi; Ascomycota; Sordariomycetes; Hypocreales; Nectriaceae
Exons: 7
Coding region: 1-1065 (354 amino acids)
Molecular function (GO): oxidoreductase activity; zinc ion binding
Source: RefSeq, a predicted model, not a curated record
AUGGCAAUCUCAGAAACGAUGAAGGCUGUCGUUUUUGACGGCCCAUACAAGAUCUCUGUGCAAGACAGGCCUGUUCCUCAGAUCCAGGAUGCUCAGGACAUCAUUGUAAAAGUCAACAUGACUGCUUUGUGUGGAUCAGAGCUACAUUUGUACCGAGGCGUUGAACCAACAGAACCGAAUUUUAUCAUGGGUCACGAAUUCACAGGUACUGUUGUUGCUUUGGGCUCUGAGGUCAAGACCGUGCAGAUUGGAGACAAAGUCGUCUCCCCAUUUACUGCUUCUUGCGGCGAGUGCUACUACUGUCAGAACGGUGGCUCAGCACGAUGUAUCAAGAGCCAAGCCCUUGGUUCUCCCAAUCUCGACGGAGCUCAGGCAGAAUAUGUCCGUGUACCAUUCGCAGACGGUACUGUGAUCAAGGCCCCCAAAGGAAUCCACGACCAGGCCCUUAUCCUAAUGGCGGAUAUCUUCCCCACUGGUUAUUUCGGUGUCCAGAGCGGAGUUGAGAUGAUGCCGAAGCUAGAUCUGCGAGAUUCAACUAUUGCGGUGAUUGGCUGUGGUCCCGUUGGACUAUGCGCCAUUGUUGCUGCGGCAGUGCUGAAGCCAAAGCAUCUAUUUGCUGUGGAUAGUGUUCAAAGCAGACUUGAUCAGGCAGCGAAACUUGGUGCCGAGCCUCUGAACUUCAUGGAGAGCAGGGAUAAAAUGAUUGAGCGCGUAAAGUCUGUUACUGGUGGCAGAGGCGCUGAUAUAGUGGUGGAAGUGGUCGGUCUCUCGCCAGCCCUCCGAACAGCAUUUGACUUAGUUCGCUCAUUUGGUGCUAUCAGCAGCAUUGGUGUCCAUAACGCAGAGAUCCCUUGGUCGGGCAGCGACGCUUAUAACAAAAAUGUCCGUCUACAGAUGGGACGGUGCCCAGUCAGAAGUAUCUUUUCCGAGGCAAUGGAAGUUCUCAAGCAAGAACAGGAUUCUCUCAGCUUCCUAUUCGACAACAUUCUCCCACUUUCAGAUGCAGUUCGAGGUUACGAACUGUUCAACGAGUCCAAGGUCCAAAAGGUCGUUUUCCAAGUCUGA